CAGUCACGGAGGGAGGUGGCAACGCCAACGCUGAUCUGCGUGUGAUCUGCCUCCCCUCCCCCGCCAAACUAAGGAAUACGGAUAGGUGCAGCAAGGACACUGAACCAAACAAACUGUGCUGCUACCUCUACCUGUGCGUCUGUGGGUGGUUCUGCCUCUUCCUCCCACCUUGCCAAGGAUUUCCUCCCUCCAUGAAUUCCAGCCGGAGCCUCCUCUCGUCGCCCCUCUUUGCUAGCUCAUCUCCAAACUUCAGGAGCACCGCUUCUAUCUCUUCCUCCCCGUCGCCAUCAUCGCGCACCACAGGUAGAGUUCCAAUGAUACAUGACAGCACCGGCAGAGCAUCCACUGCGUGCCACUACUCGCCAUCGCUUGUCGCAGAAGAGCAGCUUCAUGGUUCCAAAGAUACCUUAACCUUGAAGGGCGAAAAGGCUUUGCUUGAGUUGCUGCUAGAUAUGGCUCUGGAUCAGCACGUCCAUGGGACGGAGCUCAUUAGUCAAGAGACGGAAGAUAGUGAUCUCGAGAGCUUUUUAAGAGACGCGACAAGCCGAGUGCUUUACCAGCCAGCAUUCGUGUACGGCGGUUUCUAUUCUGAUGUUAAUGACCGUGAAGAAGGUAAUGCUACUUCCGCGAGCACAUCAGCAUCGACUGCAGAACUAGGUGAAACUUUGGACCUUGCCACACCUUCAAAGACGAACCGGACAAAGGAGGUGGUAUUGCCAGCAGACGAACCGGACACUUCAGCCACCCAGUUGGAUGUGCAGCAUCUUCACUGCGUGGAUCUAAACCACUCAUAUGAGCAACUGCUGAGCAAAGGACAAGUGUUCAUUAGAUCCAAAAGGUUACUUGAGAGGAGAUCGAAGAAACGGAAUGCUCCCAGAUCAUCAAGUAAUGACGUUCUGUGCAGUGUUGUCAACUCAAAGAAGAAAGAGAGGUCAAAGAAGAUUGGCAGAGUUCUUGAUCCAGAUGAGCCUUUUAAGUUAUUUCUACGAGAUCGUGAGACCACAGAAUUCUUGACAGCAAAAGAAGAGAAACAUUUGUUCAGUCAAAUACAGAAUCUUAUGAAGUUAGAGGAGGCUCAGCGUAAAUUAGAAGUUCAAUGUGGUCGUGAGCCGACAGUUGCAGAGUGGGCUCAAGCUGUAGGAAUGAGCUGCAGGGAGUUGCAGUCCUCUAUACGCACUGGAAGACGGUGCCGGGAGAAGAUGGCUCGCUCUAACUUCCGCCUUGUGAUACACGUAGCUAGAAAAUACGAGGGAUAUGGUCUUGACAUUCAGGACCUAGUUCAGGAUGGAUGCUGUGGGUUGAUGAAGACCUUUGAGAAAUUCAAUCCGAGCAAGGGAUGCAGAUUCCCAACCUACGCUUAUUGGUGGAUACGCCAGUCAAUUAAAAAGUCCAUCUUCAAGUAUUCAAGACUAAUCCGAUUGCCGGAGAGUGUCUUUGCGCUUCAGAGAAAAGUCGCCAAAGCAAGGAUGGAAUGCAUAAUGGAAGGGGAGCAGCCCACAAAUGUGAAUGUAGCAAGACGUGCUGGCAUCACAAUUGAGAAGCUGGCCAGACUCAGAGCAAAAAUCAGAAAACCACGGUCCAUGCAAGAUCGAGUUUGGUCGGAUGACGGAGUCACAUUCCAGGAGAUCACGGAAGACCCAAAUGUUGAGCCUCCUGAGCUCAGCGUAGACAGGCUGAUGAUGAGGCAGCAGGUCCGCGAUUUCCUGGGGAUCCUGAGCCCCAGGGAGAAGGAAAUCAUCGAGCACCGUUUUGGAAUCCACGACGGGGAGCCCAAAACCCUUCAUGUGAUCGGCGACAUGUAUGGCCUGUCAAAGGAGAGGAUCCGGCAGGUCCAGAAUCGAGCAUUGGACAAGCUUAAAAAGAACAUAUCGACACAGGGGUUUGAUGUUUACUUUGAUCUGCUAACUUGAACAGGCCAAGUUUGCACACUUGGUUUUGAUUCGCUUGUUCAAACAAAAAUGUGAGGAAGAAACGAUCUCUAGCAAUUUAGACUUGUAUACAUCCCCCAGCCAGGGAAUGACAGGUAUAGAACCGAAGCAAGAAUGCAGUAUACAGCAGAUUCAUUCAGUGUCAUCUUUUUGGUUGAUGUAAAUAAAUUUUCCCAGGAAACUGUUGGUACAUAUUGAUACUGCAAUUCCUUGUGACUAAUAUAUGUACUUAUUUUUAACAA
Molecule: messenger RNA, 2170 nt
Organism: Phragmites australis (common reed)
Lineage: Eukaryota; Viridiplantae; Streptophyta; Magnoliopsida; Poales; Poaceae
Product: RNA polymerase sigma factor sigF, chloroplastic-like
Exons: 9
Coding region: 192-1910 (572 amino acids)
Biological process (GO): DNA-templated transcription initiation; regulation of DNA-templated transcription
Molecular function (GO): DNA-binding transcription factor activity
Source: RefSeq, a predicted model, not a curated record